Podarcis raffonei (Aeolian wall lizard) is the source of this 2272-nucleotide messenger RNA. RefSeq names its product iroquois homeobox 6 (gene IRX6). NCBI's taxonomy places the organism in Eukaryota, Metazoa, Chordata, Lepidosauria, Squamata, Lacertidae. Gene Ontology annotation, biological process: neuron differentiation; cell development; regulation of transcription by RNA polymerase II. Bases 44 to 1510 code for a protein of 488 amino acids. The transcript has 7 exons. The record is from RefSeq and is a predicted model, not a curated record. Gene Ontology annotation, molecular function: DNA-binding transcription factor activity, RNA polymerase II-specific; RNA polymerase II cis-regulatory region sequence-specific DNA binding. Gene Ontology annotation, cellular component: nucleus.
UCAAAAAAAGAAAACCCACCCCAAACAAAACUGGAAAGCAACGAUGUCUUUUUCACAGCUUGGAUAUCCUUACAACACGUCUUCUCAGUUUUUCGUCUCAGCCACCUCUAGUACCACUUGCUGUGACUCAGGGACCCGAUCCGUCUCCGAUGUGUCCUCGGGAUCUUCUUCCCAAACGGCCACCCUCUGCUGCCCCUCUUACGAGAACAGGCUGUUGGCCGGCUCCAGGACGGACCUCAAUGCGGCGCUGGGGAUGUACGGCUCGCCCUACGCAGCUGCGGCUGGCCAAAGUUACGCCAAUUACCUCCCGUACGGAGCGGAUCCGUCCACACUGUACACCACGCUGAACUCCCAGUACGACAUCAAGGACGGCUCCUCCGCUUUGCACGCGGGGAUUGCACAGCCCACGGCCGCCGCCUACUACACCUACGAGCAUUCCUUUGGGCAGUACCAAUACGACAGAUAUGGAACAGUGGAUUUUAGCAGCUCAGCCAGACGCAAGAAUGCCACCCGAGAGACCACUAGCACUUUGAAGACGUGGCUGUAUGAGCACCGGAAAAACCCCUACCCUACCAAAGGAGAGAAGAUCAUGCUGGCCAUCAUCACCAAGAUGACCCUCACUCAGGUCUCUACCUGGUUUGCCAAUGCUCGGAGAAGGCUCAAGAAAGAGAAUAAGAUGACCUGGUCUCCAAAAAACAAAGCAGGAGAAGAGAGGCGAGAGGAUGGGAGAAGGAAUGGUGAAGACUGUGGCAGUGAAAAUGAAAGCAAAGAUCCCAAAAGAUGCAAAGAAGAAAAGGAAUUGCAGUUGAGCGAUCUGGAGGACUUGGACGAGGAGGAGGCUGAAAUCAAGCUGGAGGCUGAGCCGAAGCAUCCACACCAAGAAGUCCCUGGUGUGGGCAGCACCUUGGCCGAGACAGAAAAAAACAACUGCAACCUUAGCCUGCCCAGCCACUUUCAGGCCUUCCCCUGUGCCAAAGCUGACUUGGCACUUACGGGGGACUUCCUUGGCCACAAGGGAGGAGCCACCUUGGUGGGUGGCCUUGGAAAUCAUGGCCAACCCUACGAAGCCCCUGAGAAGCCCAGGAUCUGGUCUUUAGCUCACACAGCAGGGGCCAAUGUGAUUGUGGGACCCAUGAGCCAUCCUGCUCAAAGGACAGAGAGCCCUGACUGUUUGGUGCUAAGGGGAAGGCCCCCUGGGGCUGUGGGACAAUGCGGUGAGGAGAGGCCCCUGGGCAGCCUUGUGAGAACACAGUCUAUUCAUGACAAGGCCUUGGAAGAGCUGGCUCAACCGACCAAGAUCUUUAAGAAUUCGACCUUCAACCUGCAGUCCAUCUCUUUAAACUAUGCUUCCUAUCCCAUGCUGGGCGAGACCUGUCAGUAUUCAGCAGGAACUGAAGGGUUUGGGAGAAACAUGAGAGGUACUCAAGGUUCCCUAGACCUAAGCGAAGUCUGUCUCAGUCAGCAUAAAGACAAACUGAGAACAGCUUUCAGGCCAGUGCUGAAGAGGUGAGAAAGGCUCAUGAAAUCCAGCAUGCUGGUGAAACAUCUCAAGAAGAUUUGGAACUUGCAGGCUUUCAGAAGGAACACCCGUCAUUCCCAAUGCAAAUUCCCUUUCUCCCUUUCUCUCUGUGCGUAUGUAUGUGUGUUUCUUCUCCCUCUCUCUUUCUCUCCACACCCUCCAAAGCAUGAACUGCAGCUACAGCUUCUCAUGGUAAUGGAAGAGAAGAGAUGAUAUUAUAUAUGCACAACUUUCAAGGGACACCAGAGGAAGUCCAACCAGGAAAGCAGCUGUAGGGUCUUGUCUGUGCUACAUUAUAUGAACACAUCCCACACACUGAAUUUUGCCACCAGAUAUAUAAUUGGACUAGUAAUGUCUAGUAAGUUUCAAAAAAAGUUUCAAAAAAUGCAUCCUGAUUUUUGGGGAGGCUUUGGCUUCUGUAAUAGACCUACAUUGUCUUCUGUGAGAGGCAAGCUGUCAACAUGGUUGCUGAGAGAUCGUUCAAUCUUCCUCUGUUCCUCAAAAAUCUAUGUGGGAUAUCGGAGUUCUUCUUUCUUCCUCCAUCCUUUCAAAAACAAACAAAAAUGACACUUUUAAAAACCCCUUUGUCUUUUUUAUUUUUUAAAUAAGAGGUAUUUGUCAGCCAUGUUGUCAUGUACUCUGAAGGGGAUUCUUUGGUAGUGCAAAAUGCAAGUCUGUUAUUUUCUGUCCUUGUACAAAGAUAUCACAGGAAAGUAUUUUUUAAAGUCUCUAAUUAAAAACCAAACAAAUGAA